GAACUAUACCCUGUCCGUCCGCCAUUUUGGCAGCUGCUCGGCGGCGGGUGCGAGCUUCGUGUGUCGGCGGCUCAGCUGCUUCCUCAGGACGGCGGUCGCUUCCUCGGUGUCUGCUUGUCGCCUCUUCUCCAUCACCUCCCUCUCACGCUUUUAGCGAGGAAGAAAAAAGGAAAAAGCUCCAGUGGUUUUAAAAAAAACCUCUACAUCCUUCUCCCUCCCCCCCUAAAAAAACCCAAAAACCACCCAACAAAAAAAAACCCUUCCCCCGCCCCCCCCCCCCCCCAACUCCCACUCCGUCCAUCGAGCGCCUCAGCUCCCCCGCCGGAGAACAUGGAGGACCGCGAGGACCUCGUCUACCAAGCCAAGCUGGCCGAGCAGGCUGAGCGCUACGACGAAAUGGUGGAGUCAAUGAAAAGGGUAGCUGGCAUGGACGUAGAGUUGACAGUUGAAGAAAGGAAUUUACUGUCUGUGGCCUAUAAAAAUGUGAUCGGAGCACGGAGAGCGUCCUGGAGGAUAAUCAGCAGUAUUGAGCAAAAGGAGGAAAACAAGGGUGGCGAGGACAAACUAAAAAUGAUUCGUGAAUACAGAAAAACGGUUGAGGAUGAGCUGAAAUCAAUUUGUAAUGACAUUCUGGAUGUACUGGAUAAACACCUCAUUCCUGCUGCCAACUCUGGAGAGUCAAAGGUUUUCUACUAUAAAAUGAAAGGUGAUUACCACAGGUAUCUGGCAGAGUUUGCAACAGGGAAUGACAGGAAGGAGGCAGCAGAGAACAGCCUGGUCGCAUACAAGGCGGCUAGCGAUAUUGCAAUGACAGAACUUCCGCCGACGCACCCCAUCCGCUUAGGCCUUGCUUUGAAUUUCUCUGUAUUCUACUAUGAAAUCCUCAAUUCCCCUGACCGUGCCUGUAGAUUGGCAAAGGCAGCAUUCGAUGAUGCAAUUGCAGAACUGGACACCUUGAGUGAAGAAAGCUACAAGGACUCUACACUCAUUAUGCAGUUGUUACGUGACAACUUGACACUAUGGACUUCAGACAUGCAGGGAGAUGGUGAAGAACCGAGUAAAGAUGUGGUGCAAGAUGUUGAUGACGACAAUCAGUGAGAAGACAUGGCGAAUGAGAAGACCCUGUCUGCCCCUCUCCUGUCCCUUCCCACAGUCCUAGUCCAAGCUGAGAACCAGUAAAUUUGAUGUUGGUGCUGGACCUCAGAAUUAGCUAUGUGCCCAUUUGGGUUCCGAGGAUUAUUUUUGUUUUUUUUUAUUUUUAUUUUUUACUUGUUUAAAAUAAAAUCUAAAAGCAAUGCUGGCUCUCUAUGGAUGUUUAACUGGGACCUGCUUUCUUGACUAGAUACCACAAUUCUUUGGAAAUCUUUUUGAAUAAAUGUUUAAUUCUACUUAAUACAGCUUUGUGAAUAAUUGACGCCUCUACCCUUUCCCCAAUUGAGAUCUGAGCAGUGAAUUUGAAUUGGUGGUCGGUCAUGAAUCGCAAUGAUUGACAACUGAGCCCAGCUCCUUGGUGUGCUGUGACCCUUUUAAAUGUGUUGUGUGUUUACAACGCACCAAACCAUCAUAUCCCUCUUAGCGACUGCAUGCUCUUGGUUUGCUUUUCUCUUAUUCCCCCAAAAAUGUACUUGCAUCAACCGGUGUGGCUAAACAAAUAAAACUGUAUUCUUUGUGAGCCGUUAAAUAGUUUGCUCUGAAAGUCUGUGAGCCUGAUGUGCACAGUGUUUUCCUUCAGUGCGUUAAUCCUGAAGAUAGCAGAUGGCAGUUACAAUCCAUGGAUAGUCCUUUGCUGUUAUUUUUUGUCCAUCCUGGCAGAGCAGGUCGUGUUUGAGCUGCUGUUGAAGCCUGCAUGCUUUAAAACAAGUUUUUGUUUUUUUUUCCUACCCACUCCUCCUCCUUCCCCCUUCCCUUCUCUUUCUCUCUUUGUUCAGUAUGUGUAACUUGAAGCUAAUUUGUACUACUGGAUAUAUCUGACUGGAGCCACCGAUACAGAUCUGUAUCCUUCUUACUGAAACACAGCAUGGAUUAAUAUUAAACUUAAAUAAACGAACCUAAAUUAA
Molecule: messenger RNA, 2057 nt
Organism: Carcharodon carcharias (great white shark)
Lineage: Eukaryota; Metazoa; Chordata; Chondrichthyes; Lamniformes; Lamnidae
Gene: ywhae1
Product: tyrosine 3-monooxygenase/tryptophan 5-monooxygenase activation protein, epsilon polypeptide 1
Exons: 6
Coding region: 331-1098 (255 amino acids)
Biological process (GO): signal transduction
Cellular component (GO): cytoplasm
Source: RefSeq, a predicted model, not a curated record